AUGGAGGGAGUUAGAGUUGUGUCAUUUUUGCAGCCUUCCCUUUUUUGGUGCUCUGAGGAAUCCUGGCUCAGAUCCUUUGCUAAACUGGUACUCAGUUUCUUAGCCUUCAUCUUCUGGGGCAUUGCUGCAGCUCUGGUGUUUGGUGGAGUUUACGAGAUACAGAUGCACAAGAACUAUGGAUAUUUAUUUCAGGAGUCUUUCUUGUCUCUCCUUGGCUGGCUGGCUGUUGCAAUGGCACUCAUCUUGAUACCUACUGGAGUUUUGGCUGUCUCUACUUCUACUAGGAACUCCCGCUGUCAACAAGGGGCUCUCAUGUACUUGCUGCUUGUCCUUUUUUGCCUGGAAAUGUCUUCAGCAGUUCUGGCACAGUUCUCCUCUAUUCGGAUGGCUUCUGAACUAAAGAGCACUGCGGGUCACCUCUUCUAUCAGUACAAUGGAACAUACCCCCAGGGUCCUAUGGAUAUUGCACAGAGGAAGAUGCAGUGUUGUGGGGUCCAAAAUUGCACAGACUGGCUGAAGGCAACAUCUGCCUCUUGGCAUCUUCUGGGUAGAACAGCUUGUGUCCCUGAAAGCUGCUGUAAGAGGUAUUCUAAUUGUGGAAGUGACUUAGGCCAUCUGGAGCAGCUUUUUCAGGAAGGCUGUCUAAAGAAGCUGGAAGAUCAGUUGCAUUUUGUUAUGCUGUACUUUUUUUGGUGCUGUACUGUGCUAGGUGUCUUAGGGCUGUUGGGUGCUGUCAGUAGUGGAAUCCUAAUGAGGCAUGAGCCUUUCUAUGACCUCCAAAUUCCGUAAUCAUCUACCUUCUCAUAAGCCCGUAGGCACAGGCGGCACUGCUGAACCUUCUGCACAUUUCCUUGAACUUUCCUGUUGCCCUGGAAGAAAAACCCUUUUUUUCCCCCCUGUAAAGUAUAUUUGCAUGGGAAUCAAACUGAUCAAUCAAUUUUAUUUUGUUUUUCUCCUUAAUGUUACAAUAUUAGGUCAGUUUUCCCACAGCUUUUGUUUGAUAAGCAUCCUGUGCCUGAAAAAAUUAAUUGCUGGAAGACACAGCAGGGAUGGGAGGGUCUUCAGCAUGUGCAAACAUGAAACUACUGUAUGUGAGAGGAGGGGAAGCAGUAGGUAGAAGUAUUUUUUGCUUAGGGGAACAUGUUGUGAGGUCAUGACCUGAGCUUUUGGAAUAAGUUUUAACUGUAGUAGAAUCUUGUAGACUAAUUAAAGAGCAGAUUCCUUCACCUUCCAA
This is a messenger RNA of Pezoporus occidentalis (night parrot), 1234 nucleotides long. Its product is annotated as tetraspanin-3-like. Gene Ontology annotation, cellular component: plasma membrane. Bases 1 to 789 code for a protein of 262 amino acids. The transcript has a single exon. The record is from RefSeq and is a predicted model, not a curated record. NCBI's taxonomy places the organism in Eukaryota, Metazoa, Chordata, Aves, Psittaciformes, Psittacidae.